This is a messenger RNA of Spirodela intermedia, 369 nucleotides long. Lineage: Eukaryota; Viridiplantae; Streptophyta; Magnoliopsida; Alismatales; Araceae. The record is from the annotation of a GenBank genome assembly.
AUGGCGGACUGUGUCGGCGCCGAGGUCUUGUUUCCACCUCCUCUACCUCCAACUCCGGCAAUGUCGCUGCUUGAAGAGAGCGGUGAUUCCGAGGAGAUGGGGUUCCACCCGGGGGACCGCAGCCCCGCCGGCGGCGAGGACGAAGGUGACGAGGAGUCGUGCAGCUCCGGCAGCGGCGGCGGCGGUGGCCGCGGCGUCGAGGGGCAGGGAGAAGGCGGAGGGAGUGAGGGAGGGGAAGACUUGGCGAAGAGCGAGGGCCGCGACGGCGGCGGCGCCCGGUCUCCCGCCGCCUCGGAAUCGUCCAACUGGAGCGAGGCGGAGAAGAGCCGUCUCUUCUGGGAGACCUGCCUCCAGUCUGGGUAUCCAUGA